Messenger RNA from Neopsephotus bourkii (Bourke's parrot), 3990 nucleotides. RefSeq names its product G protein-coupled receptor class C group 6 member A (gene GPRC6A). Bases 318 to 3101 code for a protein of 927 amino acids. Gene Ontology annotation, cellular component: membrane. The record is from RefSeq and is a predicted model, not a curated record. The transcript is spliced from 6 exons. Gene Ontology annotation, molecular function: G protein-coupled receptor activity. NCBI's taxonomy places the organism in Eukaryota, Metazoa, Chordata, Aves, Psittaciformes, Psittacidae. Gene Ontology annotation, biological process: G protein-coupled receptor signaling pathway.
AAAUCAAGACAAGCCCAAAUUUAUACCAAAAUAUUUGACAUGUGUUUCAGGUAUAAUAAACUCUGAACACAGCAGAAGAUUUUGUGUCCAACAUUUCCUGCAACAUCACAGUCUAUCUGACAGCAUUGCUUCAGUACCUUCAGCAAAAUAACCUCAGCCAGUGAAGCAAAUACAAGCACCUCAUGAGGUGUGGCUAACUUUCGAGUGCAGCCUUUUUCCUUUGCUGUUUUUUUUUUAUAGGUGACAUAGGAGCCCUUGUUGGCCCUGCAGUUAACUUAAUAGACUUGAAGCUGGUAGAGAGCAAGUGAAACAGAAACAUGGCAUUUGUUAUAUUUUUGAUCCUCUGUUUUGUGAUCAGCACUGAUAUCGCUUUCUCUUGCCAGAAUACUGAUGACUUUGUGGGAGCCAGUUCUCCGGGGGACAUUGUUAUUGGAGGCUUGUUUGCAGUUCAUAGUGAAAUGAUGCAUCCAGAAGAACAUCCCAUCAAGCCAGUCAUUCAGAAUUGUGCUGGCUUUGAAAUUCAGAUUUUUCUUCAGACACUUGCAAUGAUACAUGCUAUUGAAAUUAUCAACAACUCAACGCUGCUCCCUGGAGUUACUCUGGGCUAUGAAAUCUAUGACACAUGUGCAGAAGUUACAAAAGCCAUGGCAUCUGCUCUGAGGUUUCUGUCUAAAUUCAAUUCCUCUGAGGAUGUUGUGGAGUUCAAGUGUAACUACUCAGACUACAUCCCAAGAGUUAAGGCUGUCACUGGAGCCACCUACUCAGAGGUGUCGAUGGCAGUUUCAAGGCUGUUGGCUUUGCAACUAAUCCCACAGGUCAGUCCUGCAUCAUCAGCUGAAAUCCUCAGUGACAAAAUCCGGUUUCCUUCUUUCUUCAGGACUAUCCCCAGUGAUUUUCAUCAGACAAGAGCAAUGGCCCACUUGAUCUGUGAGUCGGGAUGGAACUGGAUUGGAGUAAUAGCCACUGAUGAUGACAAUGGGCGGUUCGCUGUGGAGAGCUUUGGGGUCCAGGCCAUGGCAAACAAUGUUUGCAUAGCUUUUAAAGAAAUGCUGCCUGCCUACCUCUCUGACAAUACCUUUCACGCCAAAGUUGAUCAUGCAGUUGACAAGAUUGUCAAGGAAACCAGAGUAAAUGUUAUUGUUGUCUUUAUGAGACAGUUCCACGUGCUCAAACUAUUUAAGAAGGCAAUUGAGAGGAAUGUAAAUAAAAUCUGGAUUGCAAGUGAUAACUGGUCAUCUGCAGUCAAAAUCAGUACAAUUCCCAAUAUCAGACAGCUGGGAACCAUUGUGGGAUUUGGAUUUAAAAGCAGAGACAUCUCCGCUUUUCAAGACUUUCUAAGAAACCUUCACAAAAUGCCCACUGCCAAUAACAAGUUUUUACGUGAAUAUAUUAUGCUUUUGUCAGUUUGUGCACACCUGGAAUAUUAUGAUUUUCAAGCAUGCAUUUCAAACCAGUCCCAGGAUGAUCUACUGCAAAAUGUUGAGAAUAAACAUCAGAUCUGGAAAGAUGAUUUUUUGAAUGCAAACAUUGAACCGGGAUUUAUCCAUAGUACUGUACUUGCAGUCUAUACUAUUGCUUACGCCAUUAAAGGGCUAUGCAAAACCAGAAACUGCAAGGAUCCCUCUGCCUUCACUCCCUGGGAGCUCCUUGAAGAACUGAAAAAUGUUACAGUCAUUUAUGAUGAUAAAGAAAUCAAGUUUGACUCCAACGGAGACAUGAGCACCAGUUAUGAUGUAUUUCUUUGGAAAGAAAUUGAUGGCCACAUGAAAAUCACCACUAUGGCAGAAUAUGACCCAGGGAAAGGCAACUUUAUCUUUGAGGAUGAAGAGAAAAAAAAGGCAUUUCUGGAUUUAAAGAAGGUUCAGUCAACAUGCUCCCAGCAUUGCACACCAGGGCAGAUGAAAAAGGUUACAGGAAGUCCACACACGUGCUGCUAUGAGUGUGUUUACUGCCCAGAAAACCAUUACAGCAAUCAAACAGAUAUGGAUUACUGCUACCAAUGUGACAACAAAACCUACUGGGCUCCCGUCAACAGUAGUACAUGCUACAGCAAGACAAUACAUUUCCUCGCAUGGACUGACUGGUUUGCUAUUUUCCUUCUCCUCCUCUCCGCUUUUGGGGUUGUGUUGGUUUUGUCAAUUAGUGUGAUAUUCACUAAGAACUUGAACACGCCAGUUGUAAAAGCAUCUGGAGGUCUAACUGUCUGCUACAUUAUUCUCUUCAGCCACUUCUUAAUUUUUUUAAGCACCACCUUCUUCAUAGAUGAACCCACAGAAUUCAAGUGUAAAACUAGGCAAGCCCUCUUUGGCAUAAGUUUUGCCCUCUGCAUUUCAUGUAUUUUAAUCAAGUCACUAAAAAUUUUACUAGCCUUCAGCUUUGAUCCCAAGCUGCAGAAUUUCCUGAAAUGUAUGUAUAAACCUGUUCCCAUUGUGGUCACCUGCACUGGAAUUCAAGUUGUCAUUUGCACCUUCUGGCUGAUAUUUAGGACACCUUUUGUAAAGCAAAAUUUCUCAAUCUCAAGAGCAAUAAUUCUGGAGUGCAAUGAGGGCUCUGUUUUGGCUUUUGGGAUUAUGUUGGGCUACAUCGCUGCCCUAGCCUUCAUUUGCUUCAUAUUUGCCUUUAAAGGUAGGAAGUUGCCAGAGAACUACAAUGAAGCUAAAUUUAUCACCUUUGGCAUGCUAAUUUACUUUAUAGCUUGGAUUGUAUUUAUCCCUGUCUAUGCAACUACAUUUGGUAAAUACCUGCCAGCAGUGGAAAUCAUCGUCGUUUUAAUAUCAAAUUACGGAAUUCUCUGCUGCACUUUUCUUCCAAAGUGCUAUAUCAUCAUUUACAAGCAAGAAACAAACACAAAAUCUGCCUUUCUUAAAAUGAUUUAUACGUAUUCUUCCAAGAGUGCAAGCAGUGUUGCUGUUAGUCAGAUUUCUUUGGAUUCAAAGUCUUCCAGCUCCCGAGCUACUGUCUCAGACUCAUGUAAAUCUCAGCAAAACUCUGUGGAUGGCAAUGACCAUUUCCAAGUGCCUGGGCAGACACUAAUAAAAGGGAAGGCUCUUCCUAAAAAUACUGUAAGGACUGUGGCCAGGAAAAGAAUCUCCAGCAUAUGACGGGUCAGCGUUAAAGUACUUGAAGAUGAAAAGCCAUUUUAGGGAGCCGUUUCUCUUUCAGGUCUCUUUCCUUUUUCCAUACCCAAGGAAAGCAGGCCACACAAAAUACCUCCUCCUGUGGUACUUAAGCAGUUAUCCAUUACCAGGUUUGAAAGGCUUUCCUGGCUCACACAGUCCAGCCUUGUGGCUUGCCUUGCCUUGUGGGCAUUAUGAGGUGCAGUCCCCUUCAGCAGCUCCCUUUUUACCCUGGCUUCUCAUGUAGACCUGCAGGAACCUAUUUCGCAAUCUCACUUCCCUCAGUGGGGCAGAAGCAUCAGGAAAUUAUGAUUUCUCACAGGCAUGUAGGUGGGAUGAUAUGGGUUUACCCCAGUUUUUUGGCAUUUCUGAUGCCCAAUUGUUUAAAGAGCUCUUCUUACCUCACUCUGUUUUACAGAUCAAACAGAACCUUCUCCCAGCCUUUGUUUGCUAGGAUAAACAAGCCCAGUCCUUUAGUCUCCACCUUUAAGAUAGGCUUUCCAUUCUCCUGAAUAUCCCAAAGUAACCCUUUUCACCUGGUAUCAGUGAAUCCUUUUUUCUCUUCCCAAAAUUGCACAUCUUAUUCCAGAUGAGUGCUGCAGUAACUUUCAAAGUUCCUUGUAUUUACCAGGAUGAUAACCAACCAGAGACUGGCCUAUCUAAAAAUCUAAGAACUUCUCUGGAGUUCUGUAGUUACCCAUAUGUUCAUCUACUUUUUUUCAUCAUACUCAAAGAAAUGCAUUGAUUCACCUCAUGCACUUCCUCUGAUCAUGAGGAGAGACAACCCACUAUGUUUGUUCCCUGAGCUGAGGAUCUAAUGUCAGUAUGUGAUGUCAAAACUUAUAAACACUACUUGUUUCCUUUCACUAGCAUA